Lytechinus pictus (painted urchin) is the source of this 1407-nucleotide messenger RNA. RefSeq lists its product as uncharacterized. The coding region runs from base 679 to 1407 and encodes 242 amino acids. NCBI's taxonomy places the organism in Eukaryota, Metazoa, Echinodermata, Echinoidea, Temnopleuroida, Toxopneustidae. The record is from RefSeq and is a predicted model, not a curated record. The transcript is spliced from 2 exons.
AGCUUAAUGACACUACUCACUAUCAAGCUUUCCUCAGCGAUCGAUCUUUGCUGAAACGACUCUUAAAGUUCGACGUUGAUCUCUACUUGUAUCUGCUUUGGACGUAAAGUUCAUAAUAAGAUUUAUUCAGUCUUGUUUCUCCUUUGCGUCGGUUUAUUCUGGAGUCAAAGUGAAUAAGGAUCUUCAUUCCAUGGAUGUAGUUUUAAGCUUAGUUUUACUUCGACGAAUUUCUGUGAUAAUUUUGACUUAUAUGGAUACGUGAUUACCGAUACGAUGUAAAUUACAUUGGAAAGAGUUUCUAAUAAACUGAUAAGGGUUGUUUCUGGAAGUUUUCGACUCAUUCUCCCUUUAGUUGUGAUGAAUGUAGAUGAACAUCCGACGAGGAUAUCGCCAUUAUAUACAGGUUUGGAAAUACAUCGCCACGAUCAAGAAGAAAUAUUGAAUGUAAACUCUCGUUAUUAUGUGAAUAAUAUCAUAACGCAGAUCAAUGAUUUGGCAAUAUACUAUGUCACUUUAUGCCGGCCAGCACCUAUCCUCGACGAAAUUUAGCACAUGCGAAGUAAGCAAAGUCGGUGAUUCAUAUUUUAAUUUACCGAGUUACCGGGGUAGAACUACAAUUAGCCAGUUUGAUUGGGAAUCUUCAUCGUUCUUGACCUCGACUAAAAAUUAACCUGAACGAUGGAUUCGGAUACGGAAGCUCUUGCCAGGAGUAUUCAAUUAACCGAGGAGUAUAACCCGCACUCCGAGACAGAUGACGCAAGUACAGUCCGGGGAUCAAUAUCCGACUUUAGCCGGACAGCAACCUGCUAUCCGAUUUUCUUCGCCAGCGGUCGAACCGAGGCUACAGUGGAACGUACAAAUUGUGAGCCGAGAACGGUUCGCCGAUCUUGUUUCAAACGCCAGCGCCAAGGAUACUUUUUGAUAUCAUUUAUCAGUUUGAUUGUACUAGCCGGUCUGGCAAUGAUUUUUGUCGGAUAUUAUUUGCAUAAUCGCGGAUAUCUGUUAGUGGUUGGAAUAAUUUAUCCGUGGGUGGUAGGUGUACCGACCUGUUAUGUGUACUGUCAAUACCGGGGGUCACGACCUAGAAGUAGAAGAAGAGGCUCAACUAUUGCUUUAUCUUCCGCUAUGAGCAUAGAGGUGCCACCCCCUGAGUAUGAAUGUCGACAUCAAUUUACUUCUGUAUCUGUGGAUUACAGUCCUCAAACUGGUUGGUCUAACCAAUGUUCUCAAAGUAACCAUGGUAACGGAACAACACCUGGGCCUCGGUCCCCACGUCCGAACCGCGUAGGGAACGGUACAUCAUCGGGGACGAACAGAGGAUAUUCUCUGAGUAUGUCGUGUGAUGAACCUCCCCCAGCUUACGACGAUGUAGCAGCUGCUGAGGUAGCUGGGAGCGGACCUACGUAA